This is a messenger RNA of Marasmius oreades (fairy-ring Marasmius), 1503 nucleotides long. RefSeq lists its product as uncharacterized. Bases 1 to 1503 code for a protein of 500 amino acids. Gene Ontology annotation, biological process: 'de novo' NAD+ biosynthetic process from L-tryptophan. The record is from RefSeq and is a predicted model, not a curated record. The transcript has 2 exons. Gene Ontology annotation, cellular component: cytoplasm. Gene Ontology annotation, molecular function: metal ion binding; indoleamine 2,3-dioxygenase activity; heme binding. Lineage: Eukaryota; Fungi; Basidiomycota; Agaricomycetes; Agaricales; Marasmiaceae.
AUGGAACCUCAUUUCUCAUCUAAUACACUACCACCCGAUCAUUUUCUCUCUCAACCACGUCCAGAUUCGACCGCAAAUGCCACAACCCUCGGUUCUGUCGACACUACCACACUAGCAGCCCAUGAUUUCGACGUCGACAACCGUUCUGGGUUCAUGCCGCCGCAGGAACCUCUGGGAAGACUUCCUGUGCAGUGGGAGGCUUGGGAGGCCGUUUUAGAUGUUGCGAUCCAGGAUCGUUUACAAUUGGGGGAGAAAGUCGAUCAGAGUCAGGAAGAGAAGGAUAAAUCUUCGCAUUGGAGGGCGAGGGUGCGGGAGUUACCAUUACUCCCAACGACAGACCUGAAAUCAUCAGAAAUUGUGCUCCGUAGAGCCCAUAUUGUGCUAGCCUGGAUCAUGCAUUUCUACGUCCACUCUCUUCCUCUGGACAAUGAUAUCAAGAUUCCUUCACCGAUUACUAUCCCAUUGUUGCAAGUUUCGAACUAUCUGCAGCUGCCUCCUGUUCUCACGUACUCCGAUGAUGUCCUAUACAACUGGAAGUCCAAGUCCAAUUCGACCACCAUGCCUCAUCUCAACGACCUCCAGUCUCGAACCCUUUUUACUGGCCUGGGGGACGAAGAGGAGUUCUACUUGACUUCUGUUCGUAUAGAGCUACGAGGUGUUGAGGCCUUGUCUCUCAUGCGUUCGACUAUGGACGAAUUGUUCGUAAGCGAUGAGAUUGCUGUGAAGCGUAUCACAUCGUACCUCACUCGCCUAGCAAAAGUCAUUGAUGAGCUUAGCAACCUCCUCAUGACAGUCCGACAUGGUUGCGACCCAGACAUAUUCUAUAAUAAAAUCAGACCUUGGUUCAAGGGUGCUGAUUCUGAUCGGCGACCGUGGACAUUCGAGGGUUUAGACAGAGAGGAAGCGGAGGGGUUAGAGGUCCCAACAGAGCUAUCCGGUCCUAGUGCAGGACAGAGUUCGCUGAUUCACGCGAUGGAUAUCUUCCUGGGUGUUGUAGAGUACUCCCAUUCAGAGGAAAUUACCGGGUCUACGACGCCUUCCUCUACCUCCGAGAUCUCACACUCAUCGACACGCCCGUUGUCGACCUCUUAUUCGUCUACGACUGAGAGACAAUCCUUCCUUGCUAGAAUGCAACUGUAUAUGCCCAGACACCACCGAAAUUUCCUCAAUCAUCUACGUUCCACUACUAGACCUUUACGGCAAUUCGUUGUCAACAAUACCUGUGCUGAUCCCGAUGACGCCAGAAAUACAGCCUUGCUUGAUGCCUAUAAUCAAGCGAUUGUGGCGUUGAAGGGGUUUAGGGAUAAACACAUAAUCCUCGUAUCGCUAUAUAUCGUCGGACCUGCUAGAAGGGCUUCGAUUCGCACCCGUGAUGAAAUAGGUGGAGGAGGGGAAGGUACCGGUGAAACAUCAGACUUGAAGGGAACUGGGGGAACGAAUUUGGUCAAGUUUUUGAAGGAUGUUAGAGACGGCACGAAGGGUGCUACUAUCCGCAUGACUUAA